AUGUAGGCAAUCUGUUUCUGGCAAGGGGGAGAGAUCGUUUUCCCAAACGGCACCGAGAGGAGCCAUCAGAGAAGUAUGAAGAGGGGCAGUGCGGCGGGAGCUGCUGCCUGUGCCGCCGGGCUGCUGGGGUGCGGACCGCUGCUGCCGCAGGACCUGCUCCGGGAGGGGGCCGGGCCCCAGACGCUGCGGGAGCCGAGCCGGGAGCCCGGGCGCCUCUGAGAGCCGCCAGCCGCCAGCCGCCAGCUCCGGACGGACGCGGGGGUAUUACAAGUGGAUAAAUAAUGUGCACUGCUCUGAGCCCAAAGGUACGCAGUGGACCUGGCCUCUCUGAUAUGCAUCAGUAUAGCCAGUGGCUGGCCAGCAGACAUGAAGCUAAUUUGCUACCGAUGAAAGAAGAUUUGGCCUUGUGGUUAACCAAUCUAUUAGGGAAGGAGAUUACGGCAGAAACGUUUAUGGAGAAAUUGGACAAUGGUGCCUUGCUCUGUCAACUUGCAGAAACUGUUCAGGAGAAAUUCAAAGAGAGCAUGGAUUCUAACAAGCCCACGAAGAAUCUGCCCAUGAAGAAGAUUCCAUGCAAAGCCAGUGCACCCUCAGGCUCCUUUUUCGCCAGAGACAAUACAGCCAAUUUCUUAUCCUGGUGCCGAGAUUUAGGGGUAGAUGAAACAUGUCUAUUUGAAUCGGAAGGUUUGGUUCUCCACAAGCAACCCAGAGAAGUGUGUCUCUGUUUGCUAGAGCUGGGCCGGAUUGCAGCCAGGUAUGGUGUGGAGCCUCCUGGUUUGAUAAAAUUGGAAAAAGAGAUUGAACAAGAAGAAACACUUUCUGCCCCUUCUCCUUCACCUUCUCCUUCAUCAAAGUCUUCUGGAAAAAAGAGUACAGGAAACUUACUGGAUGAUGCAGUAAAACGCUCGGAAUGUAACACCCUUGCUCUCCUUUCAUUUCAGAUGCUGCACAACAAACACGUCAUGGUCCGCGUGGGAGGAGGAUGGGAAACGUUCGCGGGGUAUUUGUUGAAACACGACCCCUGCCGGAUGCUGCAGAUCUCCCGUGUGGAUGGCAAAACGUCCCCCAUCCAGAGCAAAUCUCCAACCCUUAAGGACAUGAAUCCAGAUAAUUACCUGGUGGUCUCUGCCAACUAUAAGGCUAAGAAGGAGAUUAAGUGAAACUAGUGGGUCAGGACCAGGGGACUCUCAGAAUGGCCUGUAUCCACUUCUCCAGGGUAGUCAGCUUAGUUCACAUGCUCUGAAAAUUACUUUGGAAAAAGGUGUCACCCACAGGAAAGUGUCAUCAUAUUGGAAAAGGUUCACAGAGUAGCACUAUUUAUUUUAAUGCUUCUGUAGAAAAUGACCUAUGAAAAGGCAUUCUAAACUCAGAUUUAGAUUAGACAAACUGGAGGCAAGUUAUUACUUCUCAACAGGCGAAUACAGUAUUUAGAAAUACAAAUCUAGCUAGAGGUAAAAAAAACACCAACCUGUUAUUAGAAGAAAAAAAAAAUUUUUUUUUAGGAUUUCUAGAUAAAACAAAGUGCCUGCUUUAUGUCUACAGAGUAAAAGCACCCCAGACAUUUUUUUUAACUGCCAGAUUUUUAACAAGUGACAAUUAGUGUGAUAAUGUGCUACUAAAAACAUCCAACAGCACUAUCAGUAAGUACAGAGUAUUCACAACAGUAAAACUUUACUGGAAAGGCCACUUUAGAAAAGUUUGCAUUCACUUGGAAGAUUGCCUUAAAGUUUAUCCCUUACCUUGACCAAGUAUCUGGGGUACUUUUGGAAGUUUUCAGUACACCCACUAGAGAACCGCUUAUGAAUUGCCCCACACAUUCCUAAGAAACAUGGCUGUGUUGAGGCUGACAGUGUCAUUCACACACAUAAGCUGACAUACAUUUAUAUUUUGACAGAGUAAAUUGUACAGUCCAAUGUUCAUUGACUUCAUGUUAUUUGAAAGCAUUCUUAUUAAAAUAUAUCUUUAGUUAAUCCUACUUUGCUAUGCUGUCUAGUAAAGUCUAUUCACUGUAGCUAAUCAUGUUACAGACUUAUGUAUACCCUUGUACACCCCGGACAGAGCUGUUUUGUACCCAUAAACAGCAAAAUAUUGUCCUUGCUGAUUCAAGAAUUAAAGAGAUAAAUUGAAAAAAAAA
Myotis lucifugus (little brown bat) is the source of this 2134-nucleotide messenger RNA. RefSeq names its product growth arrest specific 2 (gene GAS2). Gene Ontology annotation, cellular component: actin filament. Gene Ontology annotation, biological process: actin crosslink formation. The record is from RefSeq and is a predicted model, not a curated record. Lineage: Eukaryota; Metazoa; Chordata; Mammalia; Chiroptera; Vespertilionidae. The coding region runs from base 282 to 1160 and encodes 292 amino acids. Gene Ontology annotation, molecular function: actin filament binding; cytoskeletal adaptor activity; microtubule binding. The transcript has 7 exons.